AUGGCUGCGACAAGUUAUAUGUUAUUUCUCAGCUGCAUAAUGCUAACGAUUUUUCAAUCUCUGAAAACUGUUGAACUAUUCUAUUCUCGUCGAGAGAUUCCAAAAGUGAUUCUAAAGAAUUUUAAUCGUUUAUGGGUUGUCAUCACAAUCAGUUUUGGCUUUCCAAUCGUUCUAUCAUUGUUUCUCUACUUUUUCUCGUAUUUCUUCCAACGUCAGGAUGAUUAUUGUUGGGUGAGACAUGAUAUUAUUGAAUACGCGAUUGUCAUUCCGCUAUCGUUUCUAUUAGCGAAUGCUGUUUUGUGUACAGCUUUAGUGGCAAGGAAGUUAUUUUAUCGAGGAACGUCAAGCUCGAGGAUCAUGCUAACACGAGCACAUAUCAGACAACGUGUCUACACACUGAUUCUCAUGCAAUUAACCCUUGGAAUGCCUUGGAUCCUCCAAUACCUCACUUUAUUCUCCCCAACCGUCUCUGCUUAUCAUUAUUUGUUUACUUUUGCGAAUGGAAGUCAAGGAGUUAUGUUGUUUAUUUUAUGGAUAUUUAGAAGAUAUCGACAAAAUGUUACGGCUCGUCGCCAUAAAAACGACACAACAAACACGAAAACGAAUGGAACAGGAGAAACGAAUUUUGAAAGUGAA
Molecule: messenger RNA, 636 nt
Organism: Mesorhabditis belari
Lineage: Eukaryota; Metazoa; Nematoda; Chromadorea; Rhabditida; Rhabditidae
Source: the annotation of a GenBank genome assembly